UGUCAGUUCCGGUGGACAUUUGAGCUGGACAUGUCCAUCUUCCUCCUACCAUCCAACCGUUUCACCGCAAAUUGCGGUUGCAAUAUCCCUUCAGCCUAAAUCACCAUGGCAGAGUCGCAGUCCACUCCAGCUGCGAGGUCGUAUCCUUGUCCCAGCUGUACCCGGACAUUCACCCGCCCUGAGAAUCUGAACCGGCACCGCAAGACUCACAACAAGGUGCUUCCGCAUCGUUGCUCAAUCUGCCCGAAGCAGUUUUCAAGAAGCGACUUGGCAAAGAAGCACGAAUUGCUGCACCAGAAGCGA
This is a messenger RNA of Ilyonectria robusta, 303 nucleotides long. RefSeq lists its product as uncharacterized. The annotation marks the transcript as partial. The record is from RefSeq and is a predicted model, not a curated record. Lineage: Eukaryota; Fungi; Ascomycota; Sordariomycetes; Hypocreales; Nectriaceae. The transcript has 2 exons. Gene Ontology annotation, biological process: regulation of transcription by RNA polymerase II. Gene Ontology annotation, cellular component: chromatin. Gene Ontology annotation, molecular function: RNA polymerase II cis-regulatory region sequence-specific DNA binding; DNA-binding transcription factor activity, RNA polymerase II-specific.